Molecule: messenger RNA, 1709 nt
Organism: Daktulosphaira vitifoliae (grape phylloxera)
Lineage: Eukaryota; Metazoa; Arthropoda; Insecta; Hemiptera; Phylloxeridae
Product: isocitrate dehydrogenase [NADP], mitochondrial-like
Exons: 12
Coding region: 167-1516 (449 amino acids)
Biological process (GO): isocitrate metabolic process
Cellular component (GO): mitochondrion
Molecular function (GO): magnesium ion binding; NAD binding; isocitrate dehydrogenase (NADP+) activity
Source: RefSeq, a predicted model, not a curated record
UUUUAUUAUGAUUCUAUUCUAAUAAUUUAAGAACCAUUGGUUAUUGUUCCAUUUUGUAUUAAAUUGCAUUUUCUAAAUCCUUAUUCUUAAAUUCUUCAGAUUAGUACGCCCGUUGUUAAGCUUUUUUAGUUUUCAGCAGUGUUAAAUAACUUUUAAGAUUGUUACAAUGGUCAAGACAUUUUUAAAUUUAACUACUGGACUGGCUAAGUUAACUGUAACCUCUAAUUACACACGUAAUUAUGCAUCAUUUGGAAAAAGAAUUGUAGCAAAAAAUGCGGUUGUUGAAAUGGAUGGAGAUGAAAUGACUAGAAUUAUCUGGGAAAAAAUCAAAGAAUCACUCAUUUUUCCAUAUAUUAAAGUUGAUUGUUUGUACUUUGAUCUUGGUUUGCCUCAUAGAGAUGUUACUAAUGAUCAAGUAACUAUUGAUGCAGCUCAAGCUACAUUAAAGCAUAAUGUUGGUAUUAAGUGUGCAACAAUUACACCAGAUGAAGCUCGUGUUGAAGAGUUUAAAUUAAAAAAAAUGUGGUUGAGUCCAAAUGGUACCAUUCGAAAUAUCCUUGGGGGCACAGUUUUUAGAGAGCCAAUACUAUGCAAAACUAUACCUAGGUUAGUACCUGGGUGGACAAAACCAAUUAUUAUUGGUAGACAUGCUCAUGGAGAUCAGUAUAAGGCUACCGAUUAUGUUGUUCCUAGACCAGGCUUAUUAGAAUUAGUUUUUACUGAUCAUAAUGGUAUAGUUGAAAAACUUAAUGUAUUUGAUUUUAAAACACCCGGAAUCGGACUAGCUAUGUAUAACUUAGAUUCCUCCAUAACUUCUUUUGCUCAUUCAAGUUUUCAAGUGGCAUUAUUAAAAAAAUGGCCAUUAUAUUUGUCUACAAAAAAUACUAUUCUUAAAAAAUAUGAUGGAAAAUUUAAAGAUAUAUUUGAAGAAAUUUAUGAAAAAAAUUAUAAAGCUCAGUUUGAAGACGCUAAUAUUUGGUAUGAACAUCGUUUAAUUGAUGAUAUGGUAGCUCAAGCUUUAAAAGGUGAUGGUGGUUUUGUUUGGGCAUGUAAAAACUAUGAUGGUGAUGUACAGUCUGAUAUUAUAGCUCAAGGCUAUGGUUCUUUGGGUCUCAUGACUUCAGUUCUUGUCUGUCCAGAUGGUAAAACUUUAGAAUCUGAAGCUGCUCAUGGAACAGUUACUAGACAUUAUAGACAACAUCAAAAAGGUGAACAAACAUCAACUAAUCCAAUAGCAUCCAUCUAUGCUUGGACAAGAGGUCUGAAACAUAGAGCCAAGAUUGAUAACACACCUGAACUUGCCAUAUUUUGCGAUAUGUUAGAAGAAUCAUGUGUUGAAUGUGUUGAUGCUGGUCACAUGACAAAAGAUCUUGCAGGCUGUAUUCAUGGUCUUAAAAAUGUAAAAGAAGGAAUGUAUUUAAAUACUAAUGAUUAUUUGGAUGCAGUUAAAAAUCAGUUAGACGCUAAAUUCACCAAGGAUACUAAAAAAAUAUUUGCAUCUAUUGGCGCAGUUUGAAAAGGCAAUUGAUUUUAUUGGUCCAAUUUACAAAUAUUUCACCUCCUAAAUAAUUGGAAAGCAAGAUAGUAUAUAAUAUAAGAAAAAUUUCAAAUGAUGAAAAAUAAAAAUUACUAUGUAAUUUUAUUAAGCACUAUUAAAUAAUUGUAUUAAGUGUUAAAUGUAAUUAUUUUUAAUAUAUUAUUUUAAUUUA